This is a messenger RNA of Astrephomene gubernaculifera, 1880 nucleotides long. The record is from the annotation of a GenBank genome assembly. NCBI's taxonomy places the organism in Eukaryota, Viridiplantae, Chlorophyta, Chlorophyceae, Chlamydomonadales, Astrephomenaceae.
CGCAUACCCUUUGCAAGUACUUCACAAUUGAGCCGGCAGACGUGUUGAAUCCUUGCGAUUUUAAGCAGCCUGUCGCCUGCUUCGGCACUGCUGAUCAGUUCCGCCCCUUGUACUCCUUCAACAGUGUUGGUUGAAGUCAUAUAAAAAUAUAGACCGUAGGCCCGCCCUAGAUUGAUAGUUCCUGUUACGUUAACGGCAAUUGCCCGGUCAGGCCCCGCCUGAAGUAUGCAGCAGCUGUGCCAAAUGCGUGUCCAUAUGACGCUCCUUGAAGGACAUCGUGUGCGGCCCAAUCCUUGUCGAAUUGGUGCUCCACCGCGUUGGAGUUCACAUGGCAAUGCAUUCGUGAACCGCGAAAGCCUUUGCCAAACCAGCAAGAAAGACGUGGCUGUAACGUCCUCCUCCGGUGGUGACAGCGUAGCCGGCGCCACCAAAGCGUUGCUUCGUGAGUUGGUCGCCGGCACUCUCACCACUACCUCGCCUAAAUCAAAGGGCGGCGCGGUUACCAGCAUAGCGCUCCCAGAAGACCUCCGCAGCCCCACCUACUGCAUCGCGGCUGCCAACCUGGCCACCUUCAUGCUCUGUGUGCUGCUGCCGAUGCUGCCCGCCGCGUCGCUGCUGCUCAACCACCGGCAGCCGCAGUUCUGGCAGUUGCUGACGUCAUGCUUCGCGCACCCCAGCCUAGACAGCCUGCUGCAGUGCGUGUUCUUCACCUACGUGUUCGGCCGCGUGGUGGAGCGGAAUCAUGGCGUCAUCGCGACGUGGGCUGUGUACUUGGCCUGCGGCACAGCCGCCGCCGCUCUGUCCUGGUGGCUGCUGCCUGCCAAGGCCGGGCUGCUGUCCUCCGCGGCUCCCGCGGCCGCCUGGGGGCUGUUCCUGGUGGGGGUGGGGCUGCCGCGGCUGCGCAGCAAGCCGCUGGAGGUGGCCUGCCUGGCGCCCUUCGCAUGCCUGGCCACUCUGGCGCGCUACCAGCCGCUGUCCUCCUCGCUGCUGGUGGAGGGCAGUCCGGUGGGGCAGCUGGCGCACCUGGCGGGCAGCACGCUGGCGGCGGCGGGGGCGGCGCUGGUGCUGGGCUGGGUGGAGGCGGCGCGGGAGGCGAAGGAGCGGGAGCGGAGGGAGGCGCAGCGCAAGGCUGAGGCCGCCAACGCGGAGGCGGCGGUGAACCAGAUCGUGGACAUCGCGGGGCAGACGGUGGCCAAGCUGGGCAAGAUGCUGAGCUGAGCUGGGCUGACGAGGCGUGACCUGACGAGGUGAUGAGCAGAGCACUUGGUGUUGAGCUAAUGAGCCGGGCCCUUGGAAGCGGCUGAUGUGGCGUGACAAGGUGGGACUAGCGCCUGGAGUCCUUAGGCGGUACGACAGUACGACAGCACAGCUUGGGUGAGAGGGCUUCGAGGGGCCACCUAAUGUCGUACGUGGUUCGCAUGUGUAUAUCAUGUAGUUGUACAGUUUCGUGUGCGGCCGAGGAUAGCAUGGAUACCAGGUAGGCAGGUCCGGCGGGGUUGUGUUCGUGCAGCAGGUGUGGGAGAGGGGAACAGUCGUGUGCGCAGGGGGAAUGCACAGCAGGGGCGGUAGAGCAGCUGGGAUCAGUCUGCAAAACCUUGCGUGGCGUGCAUGGAUGAUGCUUUUGAUGCAUGACCGGGUGGCCGGUAUGGCAGGACGGUGGCUUUGGAGCGGAGAGUACCGAUACUAGUAAGUAGCGCAGACAUGCACUCUUAAGACGUGUCGACAUGGCAGGUGUUUGAACUAUGUGCAUAGCGCCUUAUUCUUUUGACGCGCACGCUUGCUUACCUUCGGCGGUGAAAGGCAGCAUGUGUGAGCAACCGUGCAAGUGCCCCUUGCCGCUAAUUACCUUACAGAUAAGGGCAUGUCAAUUCAUUGCCGAG